Messenger RNA from Chinchilla lanigera (long-tailed chinchilla), 2466 nucleotides. RefSeq names its product cytochrome P450 26A1. Gene Ontology annotation, biological process: sterol metabolic process. Bases 235 to 2277 code for a protein of 680 amino acids. The record is from RefSeq and is a predicted model, not a curated record. Lineage: Eukaryota; Metazoa; Chordata; Mammalia; Rodentia; Chinchillidae. The transcript is spliced from 10 exons. Gene Ontology annotation, molecular function: iron ion binding; monooxygenase activity; heme binding.
UCGCGCUUCCACAGUUCCCGCCGGGAGCGCUACGGCACAGUGUUCAAGACGCACCUGCUGGGCAGGCCGGUGAUCCGAGUGAGCGGCGCGGAGAACGUGCGCACCAUCCUGCUGGGGGAACACCGCUUGGUGCGCAGUCAGUGGCCGCAGAGCGCGCACAUCCUGCUGGGCUCCAACACGCUGCUGGGGGCGGUUGGUGAGCCACAUCGGCGGCGGCGCAAGGUCCUCGCGCGCAUGUUCAACCGUGCAGCACUGGAGCGCUACGUGCCGCGCCUGCAGGAGGCGCUGCGGCGUGAGGUGCGCUCCUGGUGUGCUGCUAGAGGACCAGUAGCUGUCUAUGAGGCUACCAAGGCGCUCACGUUCCGCAUGGCCGUGCGCAUCCUACUGGGUCUGCAGCUGGAUGAGGCACAGUGCGCCGAACUGGCCCGGACCUUCGAGCAACUGGUAGAGAACCUCUUCUCACUGCCCUUGGAUGUGCCCUUCAGCGGUUUGCGCAAGGGCAUCCGGGCCAGGGACCAGUUGCAUCAGCACCUGGAGGAGGCCAUUGCUGAGAAGCUUCAUGAGGACAAGGCAGCAGAGCCAGGUGACCCCCUGGACCUGAUCAUUCACAGCACUAGGGAGCUGGGCCAGGAGCUCUCAGUGCAGGAGCUGAAGGAGUCUGCUGUGGAGCUCCUCUUCGCCUCCUUUUUCACCACGGCCAGUGCCAGCACAUCCCUAGUCCUGCUGCUACUACAGAACCCGGCAGCCGUUACCAAGAUCCAGCAGGAGCUGGCGACGCAGGGGCUGGGGCGUGCCUGCAGUUGCUCGCCCGGGGCAGCGGGGCCCCUGCUCGAAUGCGGCUGCGAGCCCGACCUCACGCUGGCGGCGCUGGGCCGUCUGCGCUACGUGGACUGCGUAGUGAAGGAGGUGCUGCGCCUCCUGCCGCCGGUGUCCGGGGGCUACCGCACAGCGCUGCGCACUUUCGAACUCGAUCGCAGGAAGUUCCUGCAGAUGAAGCGCAGGAAAUACGGCUUCAUUUACAAGACACAUCUGUUUGGGCGGCCCACGGUGCGGGUGAUGGGUGCAGACAACGUGCGUCGCAUCUUACUUGGAGAGCACCGGCUGGUGUCGGUCCACUGGCCCGCAUCGGUACGCACCAUCCUAGGCUCUGGCUGCCUCUCCAACCUGCACGAUUCAUCACACAAGCAGCGCAAGAAGGUGAUUAUGCGGGCCUUCAGCCGCGAGGCACUCCAGUGCUACGUGCCAGUGAUCACUGAAGAAGUGAACGGUUGCUUGGAGCAAUGGCUGAGCUGCGGCGAGCGCGGCCUCCUGGUCUACCCCGAGGUGAAACGCCUCAUGUUUCGCAUUGCCAUGCGCAUCCUGCUAGGCUGUGAGCCUCGGCCCGCGGGCGGCGGGGAGGACGAGCAGCAGCUAGUGGAGGCCUUCGAGGAGAUGACCCGCAAUCUUUUCUCGCUGCCCAUCGACGUGCCCUUCAGUGGGCUAUACCGGGGCGUGAAGGCACGGAAUCUCAUUCACGCGCGCAUCGAGGAGAACAUUCGCGCCAAGAUCUGCAAGUUGCGGGCGGCGGAGACUGCCCGGGAUUGCAAAGACGCGCUGCAGCUGUUGAUCGAGCACUCUUGGGACAGGGGAGAGCCGCUGGACAUGCAGGCACUAAAGCAAUCUUCAACUGAGCUUCUCUUUGGAGGACACGAAACUACAGCCAGUGCAGCAACAUCUCUGAUCACUUACCUGGGGCUCUACCCACAUAUUCUCCAGAAAGUUCGAGAGGAACUGAAGAGUAAGGGCUUACUUUGCAAGAGCAAUCAAGACAACAAGUUGGACAUGGAAAUUUUGGAGCAACUUAAAUACACUGGGUGUGUUAUUAAGGAGACCCUCCGCCUGAAUCCCCCAGUUCCAGGAGGGUUUCGAGUUGCGCUGAAGACUUUUGAAUUAAAUGGAUACCAGAUUCCCAAGGGUUGGAACGUUAUCUACAGUAUUUGUGAUACUCAUGAUGUAGCAGACAUCUUCACUAAUAAGGGAGAAUUUAAUCCUGAGCGAUUUAUGCCACCUCACCCAGAGGAUGCGUCCAGGUUCAGCUUCAUUCCAUUUGGAGGAGGCCUUAGGAGUUGUGUAGGCAAAGAGUUCGCAAAAAUUCUUCUCAAAAUAUUUACAGUGGAGCUGGUCAGGCAUUGUGACUGGCGGCUUCUAAAUGGACCUCCUACAAUGAAAACCAGCCCCACUGUAUAUCCCGUGGACAAUCUCCCUGCAAGAUUCAUUCACUUCCAGGGAGAAAUCUGAUGGGCAUGAAUGCUCAAACCUCAGACUUGUUGGAAGUGUACAUAUGAAUUUUUAUAUAGUGUCAUAUUGACUUAUUAUAUUUAAUUUCUAAAUGUAUAUUAUAUUUAUGUGUCUCUACUAUAGUACCAUGGCCUUUAAAUGUUAAAAUAAUUAAUUUGUAUGAUUUGAAUAAAGUAAAAUGUGAAAGUG